This is a messenger RNA of Anguilla rostrata (American eel), 2120 nucleotides long. Its product is annotated as cerebellin-2-like. Gene Ontology annotation, cellular component: synapse. Lineage: Eukaryota; Metazoa; Chordata; Actinopteri; Anguilliformes; Anguillidae. The record is from RefSeq and is a predicted model, not a curated record. The coding region runs from base 610 to 1215 and encodes 201 amino acids. Gene Ontology annotation, biological process: maintenance of synapse structure. Gene Ontology annotation, molecular function: protein binding. The transcript has 4 exons.
UUGAUGUCACACACAAUUCGCGUUUGAAUCGUUAGAUUUACCUUUUCACAUCACAGCAAUAUUGCAUAUAACUAUUAUAUACAUUCUACGUUAGCAGCAGGUAAACUAGUUACUAGUCUCUCUUGAAAUAUUAGCUUUGAUUUACGCCGUUAUGUAGACAAUCUCAUGAAUCGUCAAAUCCCCGCCAACCCCAGAGAGCUUCCUUCCAGAAUAAAAAAAUACAGGGAAUUACUUUCCUAUAAAGGAUGGAAGGAAGAAGCUCGAGGGCAGUUCGCGCGCACUGAAGGGGAAUGCUUGAGGUUACGGAAUCCUGUUUCUGCCUACGCCAUGAACUUACAGGGUAUGCUAUUCAAGCUGUCUGAAGACCAUCCUAUUGCCGGUUGAGAUGCGGAAAGUGCGUGCAUGCGUGUAAGACCGACAGACAGACAGCGAGAGAGAGAGAGAGAGAGAGAGAGCGAGAGAGAGGAGGGGUAGGAAGAGAGUGUGUGUGUGAGUGAGUGAGACGGAGAGAAAGAGACAGGAUUACAGUAGUUGGAGCAGGUGAUCUUGCCAUAAACCUCCAAGGGGCUGAUCGUUAAGAUCACUGAGCACAGGAUUUUUGUCCCGACCAUGGCGCCAGCAAGCUGCCCAGCACUGCGUGCCACGCUGCCGAUGCUACUUCUCAUGGGAUGUGGCAUUACUUUUUCACUGGGACAGAAUGACACUGAACCGAUCGUUUUGGAGGGAAAGUGCUUGGUGGUUUGCGAUUCGAACCCCUCGGCUGACGGAGGGGUGACCUCCUCUCUCGGAAUAUCUGUCCGAUCUGGCAGCGCAAAGGUGGCUUUCUCCGCGGUCAGAGGAACAAAUCACGAACCUUCAGAAAUGAGCAAUAAAUCCAUGACUAUCUACUUCGACCAGGUAUUAGUUAACAUUGGCAACCAUUUCGACCUAAAAGCGAGCGUAUUCCAGGCCCCGAGGAGAGGAAUUUACAGUUUCAGCUUUCAUGUGGUCAAGGUAUAUAACAGGCAGACUAUACAGGUGAACCUGAUGCAGAAUGAAUAUCCCGUGAUAUCAGCGUUCGCCGGAGACCAGGAUGUCACCCGCGAGGCCGCCAGUAAUGGAGUUCUGCUGCAUCUGGAGCGCGAGGACAAACUCUAUUUGAAGCUGGAAAGGGGCAAUCUGAUGGGCGGAUGGAAAUAUUCUACGUUUUCUGGUUUCUUAGUGUUUCCUCUAUAAACAUCGACUUUGUUUCAACCGACUCUUCUACGACCGAAGGUCAAGUACAUAUAGCCUACUAUUCAUUUGAAAAGAAAGAAAAGAAACAAAACAAAAUAAACAAAAAAAUAAAACACAAAAACUGCCAAAGAAGCAGAACGACAUCGACAUAAUUAAAUAUCUACGUUGAAUAGUGGCAUUUCCUUGGAGCCCGCACUCCCAAAUAAUUUCAGAUUUUUGUUAUGGCUUGGAUAAUGAACCUGUUCGCAUUUACAAACAGUGAAGCUCGAUAUUCAUGCUCGGGAUUGUAUUGCUGGGAAAUCGGUUAAGUUUCUGUCUACAGACUAUACGGCGGACAGAUGAACAAACAAGAGUGUGCACCAAGCCGACGAAUUACAACCAAGAACCGUCAUACCUUUGUUACCAUGCUUUAUUUUUUGUGUCUGUGCAGUCUUUAAGAAAAACGGCCUCCGUCAAGUAAAAUGUGUGGAUAUCUGGACGUUCAUGUGACAAGAAGUGCUUUACUGACAAAAGCAAAGUUUGCACGAAUGGAAGAUGUUUUGCUUUGUUCUGUGUUGUUCCUGGUGUUUCUCCUGGAUGCCAAGCAUAUUGGAAACAAUUCAAAUGUUAAUAAGACGCAUACUAUUUAAAGUGAUUGUUGAAAAAAAUAGAGAAAAAACAAACUGCGUCAUAUUUCUGUUAAUGGAGACAUAUUAAACAUUGGAAAAACUAUUUUGCUAAAACAUUAAUCUAAUUUAUAAAAUAUAUAUAUACAAAUAUCGUCUACGGUACGUUUCGGAUAUGCGUAGCUAGCUUUGAUUUAUUUGUUCAGUAACGUUGCUCUUAAAUGUUUAACUAUGUUGUGAAAGAGCUACAGAAAAUCCUAUAACAUUAGGCCAAAAUGAUAAUAAACUAUCGUAUUGUUA